Budorcas taxicolor (takin) is the source of this 996-nucleotide messenger RNA. It is a transcript of the gene ST6GALNAC5, whose product is annotated as ST6 N-acetylgalactosaminide alpha-2,6-sialyltransferase 5. Gene Ontology annotation, molecular function: alpha-N-acetylgalactosaminide alpha-2,6-sialyltransferase activity. Gene Ontology annotation, biological process: ganglioside biosynthetic process; oligosaccharide metabolic process. NCBI's taxonomy places the organism in Eukaryota, Metazoa, Chordata, Mammalia, Artiodactyla, Bovidae. The record is from RefSeq and is a predicted model, not a curated record. The transcript has 5 exons. Bases 1 to 996 code for a protein of 331 amino acids.
AUGAAGACCCUGGUGCGCCAUGGUCUGGCAGUGUGUUUAGCGCUCACCACCAUGUGCACCAGCUUGUUGCUCGUGUACAGCAGCCUCGGAGGCCAGAAGGAGCGGCCCCCGCAGCAGCAGCAGCAGCAGGAGGCAGCGGCGACCCUCAGCUCGCGGCUGUCGGCGGAGAGCAGCCCCCCGCCGCGCCCGGAGACCCCCGCGGGACCGCGGCCGCUGGACGGAUACCUCGGCGUAGUGGACCACAAGCCCCUGAAAAUGCACUGCAGGGACUGCGCCCUGGUGACGAGCUCCGGGCAGCUGCUGCGCAGCAGGCAAGGCGCCCAGAUUGACCGGACUGAAUGUGUCAUUCGCAUGAAUGAUGCCCCCACGCGUGGCUACGGGCGGGACGUGGGCAACCGCACCAGCCUGCGGGUCAUCGCGCAUUCCAGCAUUCAGCGGAUCCUCCGCAACCGCCACGACCUGCUCAACGUCAGCCAGGGCACCGUGUUCAUCUUCUGGGGCCCCAGCAGCUACAUGCGUCGCGACGGCAAGGGCCAGGUCUACAACAACCUGCAGCUGCUGAGCCAGGUGCUGCCCCGGCUGAAGGCCUUCAUGAUCACGCGCCGCAAGAUGCUGCAGUUCGACGAGCUCUUCAAGCGCGAGACCGGCAAAGACAGGAAGAUCUCCAACACUUGGCUCAGCACUGGCUGGUUCACAAUGACAAUAGCCCUGGAACUCUGUGACAGGAUCAAUGUUUAUGGCAUGGUGCCCCCAGACUUCUGCAGGGAUCCCAACCACCUUUCAGUACCUUAUCACUAUUAUGAACCUUUUGGACCUGAUGAAUGUACGAUGUACCUGUCCCAUGAGCGAGGACGGAAGGGUAGUCAUCACCGCUUUAUCACAGAGAAACGAGUCUUUAAGAACUGGGCACAGACAUUCAAUAUUCACUUUUUUCAACCAGACUGGAAACCAGAAUCUCUUGCUAUAAGUCAUUCUGAGAAUAAACCUGUGUUCUGA